Messenger RNA from Botrytis porri, 726 nucleotides. RefSeq lists its product as uncharacterized. The record is from RefSeq and is a predicted model, not a curated record. The transcript has 3 exons. The coding region runs from base 1 to 726 and encodes 241 amino acids. Gene Ontology annotation, molecular function: acetylpyruvate hydrolase activity. NCBI's taxonomy places the organism in Eukaryota, Fungi, Ascomycota, Leotiomycetes, Helotiales, Sclerotiniaceae. Gene Ontology annotation, cellular component: mitochondrion.
AUGUCUAUAAUCUUCCGCCGUGGCAUUGCCACCAUUUCUCCUUUCAAGAGUGCUUCAAAAGUUGUAUGUAUCGGGAGAAACUACGCAGAUCAUAUCACGGAAUUGAACAACAGCAAGCCCAAACAGCCAUUCUUCUUCCUCAAGCCACCUUCCUCGAUUCUCCCUCCAAAUGGUGGACCUGUCAUUCGACCCAAGGGUGUAGAUUUGCAUUAUGAAGUGGAAUUGGCUUUGGUCAUGGGAAAGCAGGUCAAGAACCUCGAGGCAGAAAAUGAGAAGGAAGCUUAUGAUUCGAUCGAAAGCUACGCAAUGAGCAUUGAUAUGACAGCUCGCAACGCCCAAAACGAAGCAAAGAAGAAGGGUCUCCCAUGGGAUAUCGCAAAGGGAUUCGAUACCUUCCUCCCAAUGAGCAACAUCAUUUCCAAAUCACAAAUUCCGGAUCCUCACAAUGCUACCGUGUGGCUCACAGUCAACAAUGAACACAGACAGAAAGAUUCUACAGAAUUGAUGUUAUACCGAAUUCCUAGAAUAUUGAGCGAUAUCUCGAAGGUGAUGACUUUGGAGAAGGGAGAUAUUGUCUUGACUGGUACACCAAAAGGAGUUGGAUCUGUGAAGCCCGGAGAUGUUAUGCGAGUGGGCAUUAGUGUUGGGGGUAAGGAGUUGGAGGAAGGAAAGAUUGAAGUUGCAGUGGAAGAGUCGACAAGUACAUACCAAUUCAAGGAGACUUGA